Molecule: messenger RNA, 1863 nt
Organism: Entamoeba invadens IP1
Lineage: Eukaryota; Evosea; Mastigamoebida; Endamoebidae
Exons: 1
Coding region: 1-1863 (620 amino acids)
Source: RefSeq, a predicted model, not a curated record
AUGUGGCUCAUUGAAGUGGUUUCGAUCUUUGUUCUGUCUUUAUUUGGGCUAGGCGAUAAUUCUCAAAACCGUGAAAAUGAGUCAAAUGAAUAUAGGUUUGACGCUUCAUCAAAUCAUUUGGAUAUAUUAUCCAAAUUGUGUGCUGUUCGCACUGCGAAGAACACCACAGAAAUCAAAGUGAAGUUGCUGUCCUUUGACAAUACACAAUUUACUCUUCCUAAAGACACAACGAUCAAAAGCGAUAAAUUGGUUCUAGCCAAUGCAACAAUUAAACUUAGUGAUUACUUGGGAGGGACUUCUGUGAGGUCACUCAAUAGCAACAUCACUAUAAUAGGCCGUGGACUUUUACAAUCAGACACGACAUCCUCAUUAACAGGGGGGUUACUAAUUAUGUCGGAUAGUGCAAAAGUAACUGCAAAGCAAACGAACGACCUUCAAAGUGUUGAUAUCAAUAUGACGGAUGCCUCUUCGAUUCAGUCCCAAACACAGACCGUCUUGUCUGAUUGUCGAGCUUUGAUAUUUGAGUAUGGAAGUGUCCGUUCUGAGGACACUUUAUUGAUAACGAAUGGUACAAUUAUAACCAUGGAAAUAGGGGGGUACAUGACAUCUUCAAACUUCUUAAAAGUGGUUGACGAGAAUACGAUCAUCCAUUUGAGGGAUAACACAAGUGUCAAUUCGAACAAUUUUGUUGUCUAUAAUUCCGCUGUUCUAACAUUCACGGACUUUGCAAAACUUCGUGUAAACAAUGGAGUGAAUGUCAACAGUAAAGGGAGAAUUACAGUGAACAAAGCGGGGGUUUUAAAAACGGGGAGUUUUGAAUUGAAAAACAAUGGCGUUUUAAGUCUUAUCACCAACAACUCGCAAUUUUCAUUGAAAACAAAUUCGUUCAGUUGCGUCAACGCAGAAAUGAACUUUGGAGACUUUGGAAGCAUUUUGACUGCAUUGACCAUUUUGAAUAAAUGCAAAAUAACAGUGAAAAAUAGGAGCGUGCGAAAUGUCCCGUUGAUGGUUGCCGGGUAUACCACGUUAUUCGACUUUUCUCUCAGUUACACCGAGUCGUUCGACUUUGCAGUAUUCCCAACAGCAACUCUGAUCGACGAAAACAAACUCCCUGAAGGGUACCAUGUGUUACAGAAUAACGCGUUGCUGAGAUUUGGUGAAUCAAAACUGUUCUUCUGUCAUUUGAAUGAAACGAAUGAUGUGUACAACGCCUAUGUAGAGCCUUAUUGUCCAUGCAGUGGACGGAAUUGCUUUGUGACUCCUUUAGAAAAUUUGACACACAUUGUUUUGGGGUUUGAAACUUCCAGUCAAAUGAAGUAUUCGAAAAUGGACAGCGACACAGCCAUUGAAGAAAAGGACGUUGUCGAGGUCAAUGGUGUACUUUGCUCAUUGGCCCUUGUCAAGUUGAUCACAAUCAAAAUCAAUUCAUACAAAAUUGCUGAUGUCAAAGUCCAUAACUUGGAGAAAACAGUGCUGGUCAUCUCUAACAAUGGAUUUUCUUUCAACGGCUCUCAAUGCUCUUUUGGUGUCUUUGUGAAUAGUUCUUUCAGUUGUUUAGGACCACUUACAAUCUGUUACGAAGGCAAUUACAACAUAACUGAGCGGAAGUGUGAAAAGUGCAUUUCAGAGCAAUGCCUGAAGUGUGACAACAGUUACGAAGAAAGUUGUUUAAGGUGUAAAAAUGGGUAUAUUUUAAAAGACAACAUUUGUGUUGAAAAACCUGUUGGGUGUCUGUUCACUGAUGGGCUCAGUUGUUUAAAGUGUGAAGACAAAUACGAACUGAGUAAUGGGAGAUGUGUAAUCCCCGAGGAUUCUUGUCACCUUAAAUAUAACAAAGAAUGUCUGAUCUGUACACAGAAAUAA